Molecule: messenger RNA, 309 nt
Organism: Penicillium verhagenii
Lineage: Eukaryota; Fungi; Ascomycota; Eurotiomycetes; Eurotiales; Aspergillaceae
Exons: 2
Coding region: 1-309 (102 amino acids)
Source: RefSeq, a predicted model, not a curated record
AUGGCUCCCUCUAAGAAGAAUUCAUCUGCCGACUCGAAGCGCACAAUUAAUGAUGUCGAGUUCCUCCUCGGAGUGAUCAACGCCGUUAUGCAAGGUGCCAAGCCUACUAGUAGUAGCUGGAAAACGGUGUCGACCAACCUCAACAUCACCACAGGGGCCGCUUAUAUGCGCUUUUGCCGUAUUCAAAAGCGCUACCCUGGUUCUUAUGGCAAUUCGUUUAAGGCCGAUGAUGAGGUUCUUGACGAGGCCGAAGGUGAUGAAGCCAAUGAGACCAAGAGCUCAGGACUAGAUAUUGCUGAGGAGGUGUGA